This is a messenger RNA of Naegleria lovaniensis, 270 nucleotides long. RefSeq lists its product as uncharacterized. Lineage: Eukaryota; Heterolobosea; Eutetramitea; Acrasida; Naegleriidae. The transcript has 2 exons. The record is from RefSeq and is a predicted model, not a curated record. Bases 1 to 270 code for a protein of 89 amino acids.
AUGCGAAAAGGCUUUUCACUUCCGAAAUCUUCAAUCUUUAGAGAAGGAUGGCGAAGAGAAUCCUUCAUCAUGGGUGUACUUCCAUGGCAGUAUCAAGCGAUAACGAAUGCUUUUCAAAGGAGGCUUAAUCAUACAAAAUAUAUCUCAUCAUUGAAAAUAUUUGAAAAGGCACUUAUCACUGCAUCACGCAACAACAACGUUGCACUAGUUACUAAUGAAUAUCAUCAAAUGAAUGACCAAAUCCAAAUAUUCACUCAACAACGGUGUUAA